AUGGACAUCAGCUCUAGCGUGUGCAAAGCAGGCUGUGCUGGCGACGAUGCGCCUCGUGCCGUCAUUCCCUCCAUCGUGAGUCGCCCAAGACACCAGUUUGGCGCUCAGGCACUCAAUAGAUCCAAUGCAAGUCAGUAUUGCAGUGAUAUUUUCAACCGACCUUCUUCAUCCGCAGGUCCUACUACAGGGGUCGUGCCGAACUCCGCUGACAGUGUGAAUCAUACCCUUCCCACCCACGAAAGUUGUGCGCUUCCUCGUGCUACUCUACAUUUUGACUUCUCGGGUCGAGAUCUAACAGACCACCUUGACGGGAUCACGAUUGGGUGCGGUUACAACUUUACCGCUACAAAAGAACGCGAAACAGCUCGUGAUGUGAAGGAGAAGCUAUGCUACGUAGCAUAA
This is a messenger RNA of Echinococcus granulosus, 402 nucleotides long. RefSeq names its product Actin-2. Lineage: Eukaryota; Metazoa; Platyhelminthes; Cestoda; Cyclophyllidea; Taeniidae. The record is from RefSeq and is a predicted model, not a curated record. The transcript is spliced from 2 exons. The coding region runs from base 1 to 402 and encodes 133 amino acids.